CGGUCACGUGACGCGGCGCACAGCGGGCGCUCAAGAUGGCGGCGCCGGGCAGUGGCGGGGUGGGUGCGGCUGCACUGGUCGCGUAAGGAGUGGUGGGGGCCGCGGAGACCGACCGGGGCUGCCAGCUGGGGGCCGCCGCGCAGGUUCUAAAUGGCUUCUAAGAAGUUGGGGUCCGACUCUCAUGGGCCUUUCAGCUAUCUCGAUGAUGUCCCAUUUAAGAUAGGAGAUAAAUUCAAAACCCCAGCAAAGGUUGGAUUACCCAUUGGUUUCUGCCUGCCUGAUUCUUCUCAGCUUGUCAGAGAAGCCCAGUAUGACUUCUCACUGGAAAAGAAAACAAUUGAGUGGGCUGAAGAUAUUAAAAAAAUUCAGGCUGCCCAGAGAGAAGCUGAACGCAAGGCAGGAGAAGCAUUAGCUAACUCCAGAGCAGGUCCAGAAGACAGCAGCAGAAUGGGGUUCUCGGAAGGGCCUUGCCUGGAGGCUAUCCCACCUCCUAUUAACCCCAUCCUCGCUAGCCUGCAGCACAAUAGCAUCCUUACUCCCACACCAGCCAACAGCAGUGCUGUGAAGCAAAAGGUUCUAAGCCCACCUCGUCCAAAAGCGGACUUCAACCCAGCUGAUUUUGAAUGUGAAGAAGACCCAUUUGACAAACUGGAAUUAAAAACUAUCGAUGACAAGGAGGAAUUAAAAAAUAUUCUGGAAAUUCAUGUUGGUACCACAGGGCCUAUUGUUGCCCAGCUGUUGGAUAACUCGUUGCCCAAAGGAGGAUCCGAGUCCGUGUUGCAAGAUGAGGAAGUUCUGGCAUCUAUAGAAAAGGCCACGUUGGACUUCAAGCCCCUUCACAAACCCAAUGGCUUUAUCACUUUACCACAGCUGGGAAACUGUGAAAAGAUGUCAUUGUCUUCCAAAGUGUCCCUGUCCCCCAUCACCGCAGUGAGCAAUAUCAAAUCCUUGUCCUUUCCUAAACUUGACUCCGAUGAGAGUGAUCAAAAACCCUCAAAGCUCACGGGCACUUUCCACAGCACUAGCUGUCUCCGCAACGGCACUUUGCUCAGCUCUUUACAGACCUGUGCUCAGAGUAAAACCAGUGAACUCAAUGGACACCAUAUGGUUGGUCUUUCCACCCUAAAUGAGGACAGUGGCAUGGAGACAGCAACAUUAUCCUCUUCAUCCAGGCUGCCUUCCCUGGCUGUGUCUACAGCUUGUAUGGAAGAAGAAUCGUCUCAAAGCGCAGCGACUACGGUACACCCAGACUACGAGGAAACGGAAAUCCCUGCGGUAACGCAACAGAAUUUUCUGCUGUCGAAAGUGCCCAGUAACACCAGCUGCACGAAGCGGCCGGGUGGUCCUGCUCCUGAGCUACUGCAGGUCCUCUCUGCCAGUGAGAGGCAAUGCGUAGAGACCGUUGUCAACAUGGGGUACUCACCUGAGAAUGUCCUGAAAGCCAUGAAGAAGAAGGGACAGAACAUAGACCAGGUUUUGGAUUACCUGUUUGCACACGGACAGCUUUGCGAGAAGGGCUUCGAUCCACUUCUUGUUGAAGCAGCUUUGGAAAUGUACCAGUGUUCAGAGGAAAAGAGAUCGUGGAUGAUUCCUGGGUUGGUGUCAGCAGUACCAAAUACGAUCACAGAACUUCUCCAGCUAAUGAGUCAGUUUAAAGAAAUGGGAUUUGAACUGAAGGACAUUAAGGAGGUCUUACUAUUACAUAACAACGACCGACACAAUGCUUUGGAAGCUCUAAUGGCCCGCGCGGGAGCCAGCUGAAAACACAUUCCUGGAUUUUCAGCGUGCAGCAGGGCAGGACCAGCUCCGCCAUCUUCACAUCCAGUGUGACUUGCUCUCUGCAGGAAGGAGGCCGGCUUUUCGCAUACCUGGGAAAGUGACUGAGUAAGCCCGCCUGUGAACAUCGCUCCAGCAUUUCUCUUCCCACUGAGAGCCACUUUUCUUUCUUAAAUUUUUGAAGUGUCCUUUCCUAAGUUUCCUUUUUUGAGCUUGGCCACGGAGAGUCUGGACUGCCCAGCCUCUACUGGAAUUCUACAUAGGUAGAGAGGGAAGUGGUUUUCACCCUCCUCUGGAGGAGGAAACCCUUGCACCCUUGCACUGGAGUUGGACAGAGGAACAUUAUGUUGGAUCUGAAACUAGGAUGCUUUGGUUCUUUGAAGCUGCUUUCAUGGUGUCUGCUUUUACUGAAUUACUUGACUGUCCCGAUGAACUGGUUAAAUUUGACCGUUAGUGCAAUGGAGUUUUAUUUUUUGGCUGAAAGUUAGUCUGUAAAUUAGUACAACACUGGUUUGGAAACUCGCUAUGCAUAGAGAGAAGCUCUUCCUCUUGUGAUUUGUUUUUCACCCAUGCAUCCAACACUUCUGCCAGACGUGAGUAUCCCCUGUUGAGUGGUGUGUAAGGUCGCUUGAGACAGGUAAGCUGUGAACUCUGCCUGGACCCACAGCUUGUGUUGGUUCUUGAACCUGGCUGCAGAGAACUGGGGCUUGGUAUCCGUAAUCCCCCAGGCUUGUAGGAUAUUUAAGACAAUGCCCUGGUAGGAAAUCAACAAUCUUGUUGUUUUAAAUAAUAGUGUGAUGCAGGAGGUUUCUUUCAAGCACUUUCUUUAAAACAAAUAUAUUCACUGCGUUAGUUCCAUUUUUCACACUGCUAUAGGAUUACGUAAUAACAUUUAGUACUAGAGAUCAGGUUUUGGGUUGUUUUUGAUAGUUCAAAGUAUUACAUUGUACAUUGUUCCAGUCCUAAAUACAUAAAAUAUCAGGAGUCUUGGAGGAAUCUUUAAGGUAACUUGCUAAAUAUUUUGAUUUUGCAGAGGAAUAACUAAUAAAACCCUCAAAUAUCACUCCCAGUGUCAUGGUUCCCAUCUCUCACGCUCUUUGACUUCAGCAGAGGAAGAACUUGCUGGAUCCUGCCUGCCCUGGUGCUGCCCGCUCCUGUUGGCACACAGAAAUGCUGUCUGUGUUGGGCAGACUGGCCAGGGGGCUCCAGCCAGGUGGCUGCAGUGGUGGAACGUGCUUUUUGUGUGGCUUUUCUGUUUUGUUGCAACAACCGAGCCUGGGGAUCCAAACUCAUGUUAGACCAAGCUUGGAGCUUUGGACUUCGGGAGGGGAGAACACAGCUCACUGCCUCAGUUCAGGUUUUUCAGUAGGAGGUUUUAGUUCAUCAGGACCCCAAAGGAGGUGGCAUCUGUUUCCAUUAUGUUAUUCACUUGAUCUGACCAAAAGGCCUAAUCUGAGUCCAGCGUUAAUUCCUGGAAUUCUCUGUAAGGUGCUGAACUAUGAUGUUAAUUACAUACCUUUACUUAAAACAACAGUGAUGCUGAGGAGAGUUGUAGCUGGCAAGUAUCUAGGGGGUGUGGAGGUGGACGAUGAGUAGGACCAGGGCAGAUCACGUCGUGUUCUACCCCAAACCACUGAGCUUCACCAGCUUCCAGUGAUGGGGAUGGAUUAAAGCUUGUUUAAGAGGGACAUUCGGGAGCUGGUGGGUCAGCAGCUGCUGACUCUGUGUGUGUGUAUAAAGAAGUUGUCCAGCAUCGCUUCCCAGGCAAGAAACCUGACAGCUUGAAACAAGCAGAUGGGGUUUCUGAUCAGUCAGAAAAGCUGGAAAACAAAACUCACUCUGUACGGUCACUGCUGAGUGUUCCGUUGUGUUGUUUUGGUUGUCUCAGUUCUAAUAUCCAAACAAGUACCUCUGUGGAAC
This is a messenger RNA of Cuculus canorus (common cuckoo), 3696 nucleotides long. It is a transcript of the gene UBAP1, whose product is annotated as ubiquitin associated protein 1. Gene Ontology annotation, molecular function: DNA binding; ubiquitin binding. Bases 151 to 1761 code for a protein of 536 amino acids. Gene Ontology annotation, biological process: regulation of DNA-templated transcription; ubiquitin-dependent protein catabolic process via the multivesicular body sorting pathway. Gene Ontology annotation, cellular component: ESCRT I complex. The record is from RefSeq and is a predicted model, not a curated record. The transcript has 9 exons. NCBI's taxonomy places the organism in Eukaryota, Metazoa, Chordata, Aves, Cuculiformes, Cuculidae.